Messenger RNA from Leptomonas pyrrhocoris, 690 nucleotides. RefSeq lists its product as hypothetical. Bases 1 to 690 code for a protein of 229 amino acids. Lineage: Eukaryota; Euglenozoa; Kinetoplastea; Trypanosomatida; Trypanosomatidae. The transcript has a single exon. The record is from RefSeq and is a predicted model, not a curated record.
AUGAGUGUGGCCCACCCUGACUCCCUACCCCGCCGCCUGCGCGCGUACCUGGCAGAGACCGCGACGAAGCUGCCACCUCACAAAGACUUCUGGAAGCGGAUACGAGAGAUCCUUGGAGCUCAGCCGGCGCAACAAGAGACUGUUCCUCUUGAAGGGAGUUCCAUCCAGCGGCGUAGCGCCGAAGACUGGGUGGGACGAGCUGGAGAAGCCGAUGCCGCAUGUGCCAGACGCGGCCUACGGUACGUGCUCGCAGCGACCGCCUUGACGUCGAGGGUCGAUGGAGUGGAACGCCCACUCUCGGCACAGGCACUCGCUAUGCGCGCCGCCCGCAUUGGUUUCAACGCGCGUGAGGGCGUCGGUAUUCGGCCAGUGGAAGGCACGGGGCGCCCACUUCACCACGGCAGCGAACGAGACGGAGCCGACGAGCAGGGUGGGCUGGACGGCUCGACGCGGGAAGGGUGCCCACUUGCGCGGAACCUACGCAUUGGCGUCUCGGCUCCUGCGCGCGGACGCUUCGGGUCUGCCGCCGCUGCUGGCGACAUGCGGCCUCGGGCAGCGGCUCUUCUCCGCCCUGGGUCCCCUCAAAGACACGGUGCGAGCGGCCUUGCGCCUGUUCAACCCGUCAGCGGCACUCCCCUCAGUGUGCAGGGGCGCGACGAGGUGCUUGGCAAACAACGCAGAGACAGAUAG